AUGUCGUACCCCACACCCGCAACCCGCAACGUCCGCGCCCUCCGGAUCCCGGCCGACGGCUCACCUCCGCACCUGAUCACCCUCGAGACGAUGAUGACCGAGCCCGUUCCGCCCCCGCCGUCGAACUCCUACGAGGGGCUGCUCUCGCACCUGGGGAAGACGGAAAAGGCCCGUCACGUGCCCAACGUGAAGGCGUUCUGGACGCUGAGAGGAUGGGAGGACCGCACGUGCAGCUGGGUCUACUACGGGAAUGGAUCGAUGAAGGACGUGGAAGGGAUGUAUUACAUCUUCUUGGCCGUCGAUCACGACAGAUUGCCACCGAACAAGCAUCUCUCGACCGACCUGUUCGAUUGCUGCGGGGACGUAUUCUUGCUCAAGAUGGUCAACUGGCCGGAAAAACGCGCGGCCGAUUACGAUGAUCCGAUCGACUGCUUACGACAUCUGAGGCACGAACACCUGUUCCCGGAGUAUGCGGAUGUGGACGAUCGGGUUCUGGGGAGUGAUCUGUUGGAGGCGACGGUCAGGGAGUUGCUCCGCGGGGCGGUCUUGGCGAUGAGGAAUCGGGGUGAGAUGGUGGAUGAGGAUAAAGAUGAUUCACCCGAUGGUAAUUUGCCUAGACGAGACCACAAAGGUGAGAGGGUACACGGAGUAGCAUUGGUCAUAGCGGAACGGCCUCAGUGUGGUUUGGCUUCAUGGAUCCUCGUCGACCUCGCCAUCACCAGCGUGGCAAGUAGUGAGGGAGCAGGAAAGCAAUGCUUCCUCGAACACAGCGAACAGAUCAAGAUCAUUAGAAAUUAG
Molecule: messenger RNA, 798 nt
Organism: Letharia lupina
Lineage: Eukaryota; Fungi; Ascomycota; Lecanoromycetes; Lecanorales; Parmeliaceae
Exons: 2
Coding region: 1-798 (265 amino acids)
Source: RefSeq, a predicted model, not a curated record